UUAUCAAUAAUAAAUAAUGGUACUUUUCCAAACUCGAUCUUUAAUGUAGUUGUCAUGGACUUGAAUUAAGGCAUAAAUUAAUGGUUUGUAUUACCCAGGAAGUCUUAGUAUGGCCCCCUCUUAGUUGAUUAAUUCAUUGUCUUGGUCUUAGUUGAAUUUUUUUUAUGCUUUAUUUAUGCUGAAUGACUUAUUUCCAAGAAACUUAUGUGCGCAUCUCCAGUAAACAAAAGACUUAAAGUGGUACUUCUGCAUGCAGUACUGAUUAGUUGACAAAAUCGUGUUAAUGUCAGUUAAUUCAUCUCUUAAAUAGGAUAGGACAUCAAUACUUUAAUGCAUAAGAGUAUUUUCACUAAGAUGAUCAAAAUAUUUUGUGUUUGUUGGACUUUCAUUUUAGUUUGUUGAGACUUUUAUUAAUGCAUGCACCUUUACUUAACGACCACAAAUGGAAAUAAACUUUCUUUUGUUUCAUCUGGGACAUUUGUUGUUCUAGCAACGUCUACCUUCCAGUUUAUCAAGGACAUCCAUAAAACAGGCUACUUUAGACGCAUCCUUUUCAAACUCCAAUUAAAUAUGUCAAAUUACUUGUCCAUCAAAUAGAGGACCAGUGAUACAUUUGAAAUUAACAUAUUUCCUGGAAAAUAAGCCUAUAACACUUACACUUUACUGCGUGAAGCCGAAGUUUGCAUCCAACCUGCACAGCUGCGGAACGCGCGUCUCCGAAUCGCGCUCCCAAGCUCGUGCACGUUCGUUCCUCGGGCUAGCUUGCAGCAUGCUGAGAAACUUGACAGUUUAACAUAUUUCACAUGUUAUUACUCUGUUUCGACUGUAGAAACCGGGUUUAAAAUCUGGAAUAAUAACCGCACCACCUGUCAUAAUACAGAGGAUUUUACAGGGGUUAACGUUCCAACUGUUUCCCAUCAGUGAGACACCCUGUAACCUGCAUAAUGAAAUCAAACCACUGAAGUCAUUUGCAGCCUGUCUUGGCAAAUGUCACAGAGGCCAAAAUGGCCUCUACGGAGAAAAAACGUGAGGUGUGCAGCCCGUUCAUUCAAAGGCGCAACAUUGCGAGGAAAACAAGUGCCGAGAUAGUCAGUGAAGUCAGACAGUCCCUGCGAGUCCAGUCGACCCAGCGCCCGUUUACUCCCAGAGAUGCACACAGGAAACUUUUUGGAACGAGCUCUGGUCGUGCAGACCGUGACAACAGACCUCCAUCUACCUUUAGUCUUCAUGCUCAAAAUUUUGAUGCUCCUGACUCGAGGCCAAGUUCAGGGACUCGCCUCUCUCCUCUGGACCAUAAGCCGAAGUUUCCAGUCUCCUCCAGUGCUGAGGAUCCAUUCAAGGCCUUUCCAAAACCCCCCGCUGACCCACUGGAAGUGAAGAGAGGGCUUCCAGUGGCGCGGGCACGCCUCCUCCGGGCUGGAUCUCUCACCACGUUGUCUCCUGUAGAGGGACACACAGAUGUGAAAGAGAGAUUAAAUCCAGGCCCGGGACAAAAGCAGCCUUCAACUAAACGACUCCCCAGUACUGAUCUUAGACCUGGCCCACGCAGAACAGCAAGUGAAAGUUUAAUUCAGCCCGGUGUUGACUCAGGCGUGAGAUUCACAGAGUGCAAAGCAGGACGGAGAACAGAGCUGGGGAAUGGAGACAACACCACAAGCGCAGAGGAGGAUGCAGAGUCACUGGUGUGGAAUAAUAUGAUUGCUCCUCUGCUGCAACAACUAGAGAGUGUGGCUGCAGGUGGCUCCGAGGGCUCCGUGGACCGUCUGUGUGAUUUGUGUGACGCUCUCCACAGCACCUUGGCAGAAGCAGACAUGCUCGGCCGACGCUGUAAGAGGAGGUCAGGGAUACUUCGAACACUGUUCCGCCUCAUCGACCUCAACUCGGCCCGGCUCAACCUGCACAUCGCCAAGCUCUGCCUCGCUUUGUGUGUCAGUGGAAACAACCUGCUCAACAUCUGUAAGCUCAUCUUCCAGAUCAGCCGCAGUGAAAGCAACGACAUCCUCUUCCAGAACAACUCCAUCAUAGACUCUUUUCUGGGCGUUUUGAGCAAAGAGGACGUAUCCUCAUCUGGAGAAGCUCUGCUGUACUGUGUCGGGGCUCUGAAAUUUCUCUCAGGAAACAGCUCAAUCCUCAGACUCCUGCUGGACAAGAACUUUGUUGGUGUGGCUCAGAAACUCAUCCAGAGGCUCUGCACAAUAGAAGACGACAACUUCACUAUAGCGGGGCACAUCAUCGUACAGCUGACAGCAAGCUUGAGGAACCUUGCAGAUCACCCCGAUUCCCGUCCACUCUUCGUCUCCUUCUCUCUACUGUCAGAGCUCUGUCUGGUGCUGCGUCAUCACUGCAGAGAGCCGGACAUCUGCACCAACAUUUCCAGAAUAUUCAGUAAACUCUCCUCUUACUCUGAGUGCCGCCUCGCUCUGGCCCAGACCCCCGACUGCUACCAACUAUUUUUAGAACUGCUGACCAAACAUCACCAAAAACAGGAUCUUGUUGUGCGCCUUCUUUUCACCCUCGGGAACCUCACGUCAAAAAGCGACGAGGCUCGGCAGCAGCUCUUUCAGGUGGAGGGCUGCAUGGACACGCUCCUGCAGCUGUACGACACCUACCAGCGCAGAGACGACUCCCCACACACACAGCUACAGAAAUGUCCCCCUUCCCCCAACGAGCCUCGGGCCUCCAGUGCACAGGAGGAUGACGACGUGCUGGUGAAGCUUGUCAGGGUGCUGGCGAACAUGUGCAUCCACCAGGCUGUAGGUCCAUCUCUGGCAGCCAACACCACCUGCAUUGAGCUGCUGAUGGAGACACUUGAGCUGAGGUCCGUGCAGGAGAGCGAGGAGCUGUUGGUGAAUGUGGCGGCCACCAUCAACAACCUGUCCUUCUACAAGGAGCAGAGCUCUGUGCUCGGACGCAGUCGACUCACCAUCGCAAAGUUGAUGUUGAAGUUGGUGCUCAGCUCGUCUAUGGACGCCAUGCUCGAGGCCACACGUGUAUAUGGAAAUUUGUCUCAGUCAAAGGAUGUACGGGACUUUAUUAUGCAAAACAAAGUGCACCAGUUUGUAGUGACGCUCCUCGACUCAAAAAGCACUGAGAUGUGUUUUACGGCCUGUGGGGUGCUCAUUAACCUGGCUCUUGACCCUCCCAACAGGGUCAGCCUCUCAGAGGAGGGGGCCGCUGCCAAGCUGGUGGACUGUCUGAAAGACUUCGGACCAGGUGACUGGCAGCUGGCUGGCCAGAUCUGUCAGGCUUUGUGGAACAUGAUGGUCGGCGGUGGAGAGAAGCUGCUGGACACACAGGAGAGAGGGUCACUGCUGGAGUUCCUCAUUACAUACUUAGAUCAAAAGGAGGCUCUGAAGUGGAUCGAAAAUGAAGAUAUGAGGGACUAUCACAAGGCUUGCUGGGAGAUAGAGUUCCUACCUGUUGCUCAAAAACUGGUGAAGACGCUCCAGGCUCCAGACCAAACUCCCUGACACACCAGGACGUGGAGUUUUAACUGUUUUCUGCCUUAAAAAGCAGCAAUGAGAUUCAUGCUUUCUCCAUGAAAAAGGAAACACUGGAAACAUGUGUUAGUUAGAUUGUAGACCCUGAUUUAUGUCAUUUAAAGGGAUAAUUACACUAACUAACUAGCUAACCAGCAACUCCAAGUAAAAUAUAUUUUUGUGGGGUUUAGAGGUAACUGCUGUAAAGAUUUAUAGCUUCUUUUUUCAAGGAGGAAAGCAGGUAAGGUCAGUCUGAAUUCAAGUCACAGUGAGUUCCAUUGCUGGUUUUCUACACAGAAAAAAAGUCAAAACACCUUUAAAAAUGUUUCAAACUAUUGUGCACCACUACAUUUCUUCUCCAUGCUUUGUCCAGAUGCUUCAAGCUGACUGUUGAUGCUGUUUUCAAGAAACUACAUAGUUUUUACAGCCAGCUUUUGAGCCUACAGAUGGUCAGCGUGUCAUAUUCAAAACAAUAGAUUUUAGGUGGCAGAUUAAGGUAAUUAUGCAAAAUAUAAGAAGCAGGGUUAAUCUGUGUUGGAAGUGAAUUUUUCCAGAUUUAUUUCUCUAUUCUGUAUAAACAAGGUCUUACUUUUUUAUUUUCUUAUUAUUUGGUCAUUCUUCAUUUUAUCAAUUCCAACAGUUUUAUUUUUUUAUUUGUAGCAUUUUUUCACUUUAUAUGCACUUUAAUUUUCAUAAAGCCUUAUUUUUGUGUAUCUUGAUAUCUACAGGGAUAAUUUAAUACAAGCUCUUUGCACAUUUAUGUAACAGACUUGAUCUGUUUUGUAACUUCACUGUGUUGUAAAGCUUCUUUUAUGAUAAUGUAGUCUCAAAAACAGAUGACUGACUUGGAAUUUACCUCAUAACUAAAUCUUUUAUUGUCUGGGGAUCGUGUGACAUUGGAACUUGAACAUAAUAAAGCAAAAGAGAGUGGAAAAAA
Centropristis striata (black sea bass) is the source of this 4416-nucleotide messenger RNA. RefSeq names its product armadillo repeat containing 2 (gene armc2). Gene Ontology annotation, biological process: cilium organization; sperm axoneme assembly. The record is from RefSeq and is a predicted model, not a curated record. Bases 1005 to 3470 code for a protein of 821 amino acids. The transcript has 18 exons. Gene Ontology annotation, molecular function: protein binding. NCBI's taxonomy places the organism in Eukaryota, Metazoa, Chordata, Actinopteri, Perciformes, Serranidae.